AUUAUGACAUCCUAGCCAACCAAGAGAGAGAAAGAAGAGAGAGAGAGAGGUUUUAUGUUACACAGUCACACACACACACAGAGAGAAACAAUAGGCACUGCUCAGAGCUAAAAAGCUCAUCACCUGCAAACAAAUCAGAGAGCGAGAGAGAGAGAGAGAGAAAGAGACUUAAAUUUGUGUGAGUAGAGAGCGCAGAGGAGAGAGAGGGUAUGGCGGCGUUGCAGAGAGAGGGAACUUCUGCGGGAGUCAUAAAUGCUUGGAAAUUACAGACAAACAGAGUAGCACAGUGAAGGGGAGGAAUUAAAAGCGCGAUUAACGCUGCCAAACAGAGUCGUAGCUACUUCUUUCUCACUCUCUCUCUCUUCAACUUUUCAUUUUUCACUGCAAUCUCUUCAAACAUUUACAAAAAGAUUAAAACUUCAAGGUGAAUAGUAAAUACCCAUUAGAGGAAUUGGGUCGGAGUUUGAAUUUGAUAUGGAUUUUCUGUCACAAUUUGGGUCUGGGUUAAGGAAGAAGCAGCAGCAAUGGCUGGUUUUUUCUCAUUAGGCAGAGGCGGCAGCGACGACCAACAUAACAGCAACAACCCGCCGCCGCCUGAUCACCACCACCGCCAUCAAAUUGCUCCGGAGACGUUGUUCUGGUACAAAAAUGAGGACGUGGCAAACCAGCCGUACAAGGGCUUCGAGCUGUGGCAGCAACAGGAGCAGCUCCUUCAGCUCCAAACCCAGCCGUCGCAGCGGCUCUACCAGCCUCAUCCCCACCACCAUCAAGAUCUCUACGCUUCUGCGGCUGCUCUAGGGGUGGGUCCCAGCAGCAGGGGAUCGGAUGACACUUCAUCGUCGAGGUCGGCCGCAGCGGCGUUUACGACGAUGAGGUCGUCGUCAGGAGGAGGAAGCGGAGGAGUCGCCAGCUGUCAAGACUGCGGGAACCAAGCGAAGAAAGACUGCAUACACAUGAGGUGCAGGACUUGCUGCAAGAGCCGAGGGUUCGACUGUCCGACCCAUGUCAAGAGCACGUGGGUCCCGGCGUCGAAACGUCGUGAGCGGCAGCAGCAACACCAUCACCAACAGCAAGAUCAUAUGCAACACCACCAUCACCAACAACAGCAGCAGUUUCAAGUGAUUCGAGGAGAAAAUUCGAAAAGACUGAGAGAAAAUCCGAGCUCGAAACCCUCUCGUCGUAUUCUCACAAACACAAACACUUCAGAGUUGGAUGUGGUGAAUUUCCCGCCGGAAGUGAGCUCGCCGGCGGUAUUUCGCUGCGUGAAAGUGAGCGCAAUCGACGAGGAGGAUCAGUACGCGUACCAGACGGCUGUGAACAUCGCAGGCCAUUUGUUCAAAGGAAUUCUUUACGACCAAGGACCCGAAUCCCCUAACUACAAUAUGAACAUGGCAGCUGAAACCUCGUCUGCUGGUGGAGUUAAUUUCCAACCGCUCAAUCUCGUCGUGGGAGCCACCACCGCCGUUAACACAGCUUCCAUUGACGGUGGUGGAGGCCAUGAGGGAGUGGCAGUGGCGGGUUCGACGAUUGUUAUAGAUCCUUCUUCUCUAUACCCAGCUCCAAUUAACACAUACAUGGGUACGCAAUUCUUCCUACCACCAAGAUCUUGAUGGAACAAAAAGUUACACUCCCCACAUUCUUCUUAUUCUUCUUGACUACCCACGUACAACGACCAACUAUUCCGUAAGUGUGUCCUCUCAUCUUUUGAUAAUAUUUUGUACCAAAAAUUGACCCCCCCCCCCCCCCAUUUGGACUAGCUGUAGCUAGGAAGCUAGAAAAAGAGAGCAGAAAGAAAAUAUUGAUGCGCGACGAGGAACGUAUUUGUUUUGUUGACAGUUUCUAGUGCUUGUUAAUUGGUUAAUUUAAAUGUCAUCAUCUAUUAUGACGAA
Malus domestica (apple) is the source of this 1889-nucleotide messenger RNA. RefSeq names its product protein SHORT INTERNODES-like. Lineage: Eukaryota; Viridiplantae; Streptophyta; Magnoliopsida; Rosales; Rosaceae. The record is from RefSeq and is a predicted model, not a curated record. Gene Ontology annotation, molecular function: DNA-binding transcription factor activity; DNA binding. Gene Ontology annotation, cellular component: nucleus. Gene Ontology annotation, biological process: positive regulation of DNA-templated transcription.